ACACCCGUCAGCAGCGCGCAUUGGAGAUAAAAAAAAGCGCAUCACGGACAAAGGAAAUAUGGGUGCGCUAGAGAGGGUUCUACUCCGCCGGGUAGCACAAUGGAUGAGCUGUUUGUGUUUCUUUUACAGGGAGACCAAUUAGCCCACCUUAAUGAGGUGCUGGGAUGCAAGAUACUGCAAGCUAAACAGGCGGAAGGCUGCGUUUAAUCCGUCUGCGGAUCCUUUGAGCUUGCAAUGGCUGUGGCGGGGAUAUGCAACUGGAUAGGGAAUAAUGUGCCUUUUUAUUUUGUGAUAUUUUCCUUAUUUUGUGGCCUUUCCUUUGGACAAUUGCGCUAUUCUAUUACGGAAGAACUAGAAAACGGGGCAGUGGUCGGUGAUGUGGCGCAUGAGUUGGGGCUGGAUAUUCGAAAGCUCUCCACCCGAAAAAUUAAGGUAACCUCCAACAGCGGUAAACGCUAUGUGAUUGUCAACCCCAAAAAUGGGAAAUUACUUGUCAAUGAACGGAUCGACAGGGAGGCACUGUGUGAUUUAUCCAACACCUGCCUCCUAAAUCUGGAGGUGCUUGUCGAAAAUCCCACUGAGGUGCACCACAUCGAGGUGGAGAUUGUUGAUGCCAAUGACAAUGCACCGCAGUUCCCCAGAGACGAGUACCAACUAGAAAUCACAGAAUCUGCUUUACCCGGGUCUCGUUUCCCAAUCGAAAACGCUGAAGACCCAGACAUUGGUUCCAAUUCUGUUCGCAUGUAUCAGCUCAGCACAAACGACCAUUUCGCGCUGGUAUCCAACAAACCCUCCCUGAAUACAAAGCACAUCGAGCUUGUGCUCAAAAAGCCAGUUGAUCGUGAACAGACGCCUUACCACCAAUUAAUUCUUAGUGCUGUGGAUGGUGGGACGCCAGAGAAAACAGGCACGGCUAUAAUCAAUGUCCGGGUCCUGGACUCAAAUGACAAUGUCCCCACGUUUGACAGCUCAGUGUACAAGGUGAAAUUGUUGGAAAAUUCCCCCAAAGACACCCUGGUUAUUAAACUGAAUGCUUCUGAUCUGGAUGAGGGCACAAAUGGAGAGGUGUAUUAUUCUUUCAGCAGUUACACUCCUGAGAGAGUGAGGCAGAUGUUCAGCAUGAACACCAAUACUGGAGAAAUAAGAGUGAGGAGCAAUGUUGACUAUGAAGAGACCAACUCCUAUGAGAUGUACAUCCAGGCGAUGGACAAGGGCCCUGGUGCCGUGGCAGCACACUGUAAGGUGGUAGUAGAGGUGGUUGAUGUUAACGAUAACGUCCCUCAGAUAGUGCUGUCAUCUCUGUCGAGCCCCGUGAGGGAGGAUGCCCGUGCAGACACCGUAGUGGCCCUUAUUAGUGUCACCGAUCGAGACUCUGGCGCUAACAAGCAGGUGAGCUUAGAGAUCCCAGCAGGCCUUCCUUUCAAGAUCAAGUCAUUCAGAAAUUACUACACUUUGGUUACCUCAGCCUUCCUGGACCGCGAGACCACUGAUGCCUACAAUGUCACUCUGAGUGCCACAGAUGGAGGGAACCCUCCCCUCUCCUCUCAGAAGACUAUACAGGUGGAUGUGGCUGAUGUUAAUGAUAACCCACCCCGAUUUGAGCAGACUUCCUAUACCGUCUAUGUGGCUGAGAACAAUGCCCCUGGGGCCUCUUUGUGUACUGUGAAAGCUCAAGAUGCAGACAUCAAAGAGAACGCACGCAUCACCUACACAGUGCUCAAUGACAACAACCAUGGCAUCCCUGUCACCUCAUAUGUGUCUGUGAAGGCCGAUACAGGGGAGGCGUAUGCCCUGCGAGCCUUUGACUAUGAGUCACUGAGAGAGUUUCACUUCCAGGUCAAAGCCCAAGAUGGGGGCAUUCCUCCACUCAGUCGCGUCGCCACCGUCUACAUUUACAUUAUGGAUCAGAAUGACCAUGCACCACUGAUAGUCAACCCUCCUGGCAACGGCACACGCUCCUUGGAAACAGUGCAAAAGAAUGCAGAGCCUGGAGUCAUGGUGACCAAAGUGGUGGCGUACGAUGCAGACGCAGGUCCAAAUGCCUGGCUGGUGUAUGUGCUGGAGACAGCCACUGACCUGGACUUGUUUAAGGUGCACGAACACACAGGUGAGAUCAGGACCACUCGGAGGAUCUUGGAGGACAACUCCACAUCUUUCGGUCUGACUGUUGUGGUAAAGGACCAUGGGCAGCCUUGCCUCUCCUCCACUGCAACCAUCAAUGUGGCUGUCAUGGAGGUGCCGCCCAAAGUUGCCCCUGACCCCAAGAGAAUCAUCCGACCUCACAGCACGCUGCUGUUCUCCAACGUGACCCUCUACUUGAUUGUGGCUCUGAGCGCCACCACCUUUGUUUUCCUAGUCACUGUUGUGGUGCUGGCAAUCGUCCGCUGCCAUGCCUACUGCACCCAACCUGGGUCCUGCUCGCCUUGCUGUGUGUCGCAGAAGCCCCCUCCAGACGGUGGGAGCAGCAGCGUCAGUGCUGGUGGGGUAGGCAGUGGUGGACCUGGGGGACAGCCCAAUAACAAUGUGAUGCUUCGGAGAGACCUCAAAGUGGAGCCUCACUACAUCGAAGUGCGUGGUAACGGCUCUCUAACAAAGACUUACUGCUACAAGACCUGCCUGACAGCCACCUCCGGCAGUGACACUUUCAUGUUCUACAACACGGGACGACCCAUCAGUGGCACCUGGGGCAGCGGCGCUGACCGCUUCUUCACCAGUAACAGUGGAUUUGUACGCAGACUGAGCAUGCCUGAUGCCUCCAUGCAACUCUGCCCAGAGCUCGCUCAGCAGAAAGCCCCGAAUGCUGACUGGCGAUAUUCUGCAUCUUUGAGGGCAGGGAUGCAGAGUUCGGUCCACAUGGAGGAGUCCUCUGUGGUGCAGGGAGCCCAGGGCAUGCUGGUCCAGAACUGGCCCACUGUGUCCAGCGCUGCAGAUGGAGAUGGUGGUGAACUUUCACCCCCAGUGGGCGCUGGAGUAGACAGCAACAGCUGGCACUUCAGAUACGGCGCCUCCGGACAGGGCUACCUCCCUCCUCAGCCCCUGAAGCCCGGAGAGAUUCCUCCUGAAGCCUUCAUCAUCCCCGGAUCCCCAGCCAUCAUUUCUAUUCGCCAUGACGCCGGCCCUGUGGAUGACAAAGGUGACUUCAUAAGCUUCGGCAAGAAGGAGGAGGCUAAGAAGAAGAAAAAGAAGAAGAAGGACAAGAAAGACAAGAAGGAUAAGGGCAAAGAUGAUGAUGAUUAGAGGUGAAGGGGUGACUUGAAAACAGAGCUACCAACAAACUACCAUCCCAAUUACAGAGCCAGAAAAAAAGCCAAAUAUUGUAGAAAUGAAGGAGCCUCCUUGCACCACAUUUGCAUAGACAUUGUACGGUGGCCAAACCCUCAUUAGACAAGGCCUGGCUCCCCACACCAUGCGAACUCAUUAAACAAAUGUCUUGGCUCAUUUGGUCCAUAAUGUAGGCCUAUAAAAGUCUAAGGUUUAUGGUAAGCAAAUGUUCUUAAUGGACAGACUUGAUCUGAAGGUUGGACCAAAUUAAAACAGAAAGGGUUUUAUUGGAUUAGAUUAGCCUUUCUGCCCCUGCCCCAUUUUAUAUAAUAAAACACAAACACCUGAAAAGGUGUAAUAUUUGUAUCUGACCAUUGUCAGCUGAGGCUGCCUGUGUUGGCAUCUCUGUCUUUAUGCAGCCCCCUUUCUUUUUGGCUAACCUACUUGGAGGUGAAGUGGAAGCCAUACAAAAACAAAUGAAUCCGAGGCUUUUGUCUUCAGUAAUACGGAGGCCUUGUAGAAAUUCAGAAAACGUGGUCUUUUGUAAAAAAUAAUAUGAAAAUGAAAAAGUAACAGUGAACGGUAUAUGUAUCAUGAGAUUAGCACCUUCAAGAGAUUUGGGUGACUGAGACAAGCAGGACCACACUCUAAUAAAGAGCUCUGUUUUUCAAUGUAAUAUAGCACAUUGCUGAGGUUGAGGACUUGGACUGGGUUGCACCAACUAUGCGCAAAUUUGUUCCAAGGUUAGGGUAUAAAGAAGUUGCUUCAUAACUGCUAGUUAAUUUGCGAUUAGCAAGUUACUCGAUUCGAUCGUACCAUGGUUAGUAAGGGGCGAACUCUACGGCUGUAACUAGUUAUAACUUUAAGAUUUCAGAUAAGUUGCCGAUCAGUAAUGGCAUUACCUCGCUGAUGGGUACUUGGAUUUGUAGUUGAUUGGAUUGGCAUAAAACAAUACGAUCGGUAAAUAACAUCCAUAUUUGACUUUUAAAGGACAAUACUAGUUUUUGCAUGUUUUAGUCUAUAGUGUAUGUCUCUGAUGAUAUUGGAAUAAUGAAAAUAACAGUUUUUUUUCUAACCACAGUUCAAAUAUUGUCAUCAGUAGUAGUAAGGUGUCAUUUUGUGGAAAACUUGCAGAAACAUUAUUGUUAUAGUCCUUUAAAUUGCAAAUUGGCGUGGAAUUACUGAAGAAAAGGAACAAUGUUAAAAAAAAAAAGGAAAAAAGUUCUGCUUUACUGUUAGUGAGUGCAAUUGUGUGACUUUGUAUCAUUUGCACCUGCUUUAUCGCUUGCUUAACUAUUUAGUUGUUACUUAAAGUCAACAGAUUUUUGUGGUGCUACCGCUUGUGUUUUAGCAAUGCGUGGAUCGGGAUUAGUGGCUACUUUGGAUAUAACUAGGGAACCUACGUGCAGCUGAUGCAACCGGCACCUGACCUGGCCUCUUUUCUUGGAAUAUGGCACAGGUCAAUGGGGUCGUAAUCCCACUGUGUAUCAGCACACUCAGACAUUAUUGUACACAAACACAGCCUCAUACUCACACACAUACACACACUCUCUCUUGCCGUCUUAUAUACAGACAUAAAGAACACACAAAAAUAUACGAAAAGAACACUAACGGGAGGCCAAUGCCAUCCUUAAGAUGGGAGUGUAAUAUAUGGGUGGGAAGCAGGAACGUUGCUUGUUGCUUCCUUUCUGUUCAAGCCUGUUCCCUCUUCUUCUGUCUUUGAAUGUUAAGUAGUUGUUAUUCAAGCCCUGCGCCACUGCCUCGACUGCUUCAGUGCUUGGAGCAUUUGCUUACCCGCUGCCUGUUUCCUUGCUCUACUCCUGUUUCUUCGAAUCAACAUGGUUGGACUACAUUUCUCAAGUCAUUCUGCUUCAAUACCACAGAUAGAUACGUGCACAUGUAAUACACACACAUCUUUUGUUAGGUUCAACUUCAGCUGAGCUAAGGAAUUUUCAGCCAAAGUGUCUCUUCUUAUUGCUUAUUGUCGACAGCUCUGUCAUCUCUUGCAUAGUGCAUUGUUGGAAAAUCUGACAAGUUAGUAAAAUCUCAGAUGAUGCUGUACUCAAAAUGUUGAGACAAGAUGGAGAAGCAAAAGAAGAGUCAUUGUGCAGCUCCAGCAUAGAAGAUAAGGAAACUGCAGCAGAGUUAAUUGGGCAGGUCAUUCCUCUUUCGCAUGAGCGGAGGCAUUGCAAUUAUUCAGCCAUUAGAGAGAACUGAUAAACCUGGGGUUGACAAAAACAUGUACAAAAGAAGUACAGCGUGGUUCAGCAGCAGUGGAAGGUGGUUGACUUGGAAAGGGGGAAUCCACUUUAUUAGAGGUGAAGGACAUCUUUAAGACAAUAAUCACAGCAGUUAAAAGGAUACAUUUGCGACUUCAUUGCUGCACACAAGCAUCAAAAGUGUUGCGCGGACAUGCUUUGCAGAAAGAACGUCCAGGUUUUGUUGUCCAAGUUUGAACGCUGUAAAAGUGAUCUGCUUUCUUUGGCCCUGACAUUGUGAAACACAGGUGUGGCAUGGUAGAAAAAAGUUUUAGAUAUUGGAGCAGCAUUACCAUGAUGGAAAAGUGUCAUCAAAUCUCACCUCAGUGUUCCUUUCUUUCAAACAUCGUCUUACCAGCCACAGUAGGGAAAUGUAGGUGCUGCUCAGGCUCAAUCCCUCCCAUGCACAUGUGUUUUUCCCCCUGCCCCGUCCUUCAGGUGUACUUAUGUGCUGUCAGAUCACCAGGUGGCUGUUUGCAUGUUAUAAGCAAAGGAAACAGAUACUAUAUAGAUUCUAUAUACAUAGAUAUGUUUUUCCACUGGGAAAUGCGUAUUGGAAUACAUAUACCUCUGAUACACAUUCUCAACUAUACAGACAUUGAAAGACCCACACUUGUCCACACAUUCAUACAUACAUAAAAGAUUUAUUCUGUGGAAAAAAAAACCCUAAAAGAAUCACAUUUUUUAUCCUGUUGAAAAUGAAUUUAAUCUUCUUGAUAUACAUAAUGCUAUUGUGUUAUGUGAUGAAAUGCUUCCCCUCCCCCAUGUUUUUACCCUUGUGAUUUUCUUACAUAAGAAAAUCAUUCCCAAAAGUUGUUAAACUUUGAAAUGAUGAUCAAAUGAACACUAGUGUAAAAGUCAAUUACUCAUCCUCCAUAUAUAUAUCCCUUGUAAAGAAAACGGUAGAAAAUAAGUUAAAAAAAUGUCAAAAUACAUAAAACGUUGUAAAAAAAAUAAUAAAGUUGAUGUAUUCUCUGCUUGUGUAUAGUGAAUGUUCCUCGGUCGCAGGGUGUGGCAGUGAGAGGUGCACACCAGUCGACUGUGACAGUGCAGAUCAGUUCAUAACUUUUUUUGUACACCUGCUUUUCAUUGUAAAGGUGAUAAUAGUGAUUCUUAUUAUUUCAUCUGGUAAUGUGUUUUGUUAAUA
Eleginops maclovinus (Patagonian blennie) is the source of this 6666-nucleotide messenger RNA. Its product is annotated as protocadherin alpha-C2-like. The transcript is spliced from 4 exons. Gene Ontology annotation, cellular component: plasma membrane. NCBI's taxonomy places the organism in Eukaryota, Metazoa, Chordata, Actinopteri, Perciformes, Eleginopidae. Bases 235 to 3237 code for a protein of 1000 amino acids. The record is from RefSeq and is a predicted model, not a curated record. Gene Ontology annotation, molecular function: calcium ion binding. Gene Ontology annotation, biological process: homophilic cell-cell adhesion.